UUGGACUUCAUUUCGUGAUUUCGAUUCAAUCGACAACUCUUGUAUUGCGGUGAAGUUUUGCUCGUGUAUUCUAUUCUAAGAAGUUAUCAAAUGCUAAAAGUGUUUUUGUGUAAUUGAUUGAUGCCUUGUUAAGAAUCAGGUGUAGACAUGGAUCAGAUACCGCCUCCGAAAGAGGUGCGGAUCCUCGAAACAGCAGAGGAUAUCCAGGAACGUCGUCAGCAAGUCUUAUCGCGUUACGACAACUUCAAAGCUGACGCCAGGGCAAAGAGGGAGAAGUUGGAAGAUUCCAGACGAUUCCAGUACUUUAAACGUGACGCGGACGAGUUAGAAUCAUGGAUUUUGGAGAAACUACAGGCAGCUUCAGACGAGAGCUACAAAGAUCCAACAAAUUUGCAGGCGAAGAUCCAGAAGCACCAGGCUUUCGAGGCAGAGGUGGCGGCUCACAGCAACGCCAUCGUCGUGUUGGAUAACACAGGAAGGGAGAUGAUCAACCAGAACCACUAUGAAAGUGAAACGAUCAGAAGGAGAUUAGAGGAGCUGCAUAGAUUGUGGGAACAGCUUCUUUCGAAGCUUGCCGAAAAGGGCAUGAAACUCCAGCAAGCUCUAGUUCUCGUCCAGUUCAUUCGUCAUUGCGACGAAGUAAUGUUCUGGAUAAAUGAAAAGAGUACGUUCUUAUCCACGGAAGAAUUCGGGCAAGACCUCGAACAUGUGGAGGUACUUCAAAGAAAAUUCGAUGAAUUCCAGAAAGACAUGGCCUCUCAAGAAUACCGUGUGACGGAAGUGAACGAACUCGCCGAUAAAUUGCUACAAGACGGCCAUCCGGAAAGAGACCAAAUCAUUAACCGUAAAGAAGAACUUAACAACGCAUGGCAACGUUUGAAACAAAUGACCCUCAUGAGGCAAGAUAAGCUUUAUGGAGCUCACGAAAUCCAACGUUUCAACCGAGACGCCGAUGAGACUGUAGCUUGGAUCGCCGAGAAAGACGUCGUGUUGUCGUCAGACGAUUACGGACGGGACCUGGCUAGCGUUCAAGCUUUACAGAGAAAACAUGAGGGUGUCGAGAGGGACCUGGCAGCUCUGGAGGAUAAAGUGUCCACUCUCGGACAGGAAGCGGACAGGUUGUGCGCCAUCCACACCGAUCACGGGGAUGUAAUUCAAGAUAAGAGAGCGGAGAUCGAAAACUACUGGCGCAGUUUGACCGCAAAAGCGAAGGAACGUCGUGAGAAAUUGGAAGAAUCCUAUGCCCUUCAUCGUUUCCUGGCAGACUUCAGAGACUUAGUCUCGUGGAUUAACGACAUGAAAGCUAUUAUUUCCGCGGACGAGCUAGCGAAAGAUGUGGCUGGCGCCGAGGCCCUCCUCGAACGUCACCAAGAACAUCGUGGUGAGAUCGAUGCUAGAGAGGACAGCUUCAUCACUACCUUCGAGGCAGGGAAACAACUUCUCGAUAAAGGACAUUACGCCAGCGACGAAGUCAAAGAAAAGCUCUCUAUGUUGGAGUCGGACAAGCGAUCGUUGAUUGCUUUGUGGGACGAGAGGCGUAUUUUGUACGAGCAGUGCAUGGACUUGCAACUGUUCUACCGUGACACGGAACAAGCCGACACCUGGAUGGCUAAGCAAGAAGCGUUUUUGGCCAACGAAGACUUGGGCGACUCUUUGGAUUCAGUCGAGGCGCUUAUUAAGAAACACGAGGACUUUGAGAAGUCGCUCGCAGCUCAGGAAGAGAAAAUAAAGGCGCUAGACGAAUUCGCUACUAAAUUAAUCGAUGGUGAACAUUACGCUGCCGACGAUGUAGCGCAACGCAGAGCAAUGCUUUUGGAACGUCGCAAAGCACUGAAAGAGAAAUCCAGCAUCAGGAGGGAAACGUUGGAAGACGCUUAUAAACUACAGCAAUUCGAGCGGGACUGUGACGAGACGAAGGGUUGGAUCAACGAGAAACUGAAGUUUGCCACCGACGAGAGUUAUUUGGACCCCACGAACUUGGGCGGCAAAGUACAGAAGCACCAAAACUUCGAACAGGAGCUCAACGCCAACAAAUCUAGGAUGGAAGAUAUAACGUCCACCGGACAAGAAUUGAUAGAAGCUAAACACUACGCUUCUCCCCGCAUCCAGUCACGAAUGGAGGAGAUCGUCAACCUCUGGGAGAUCCUCGUCCAAGCCACCGAUAAAAAGAACUCGAAACUCCAGGAAGCGAGUCAGCAGCAGCAAUUCAACCGCACCAUCGAGGACAUCGAACUGUGGCUCUCGGAAAUCGAGGGUCAACUCAUGUCCGAGGAUUACGGCAAAGACUUGACCUCGGUGCAGAACCUGCAGAAGAAGCACGCCCUGCUAGAAGCCGACGUUGCCUCUCACCAAGACCGGAUCGAAAGCAUCACUUCGGCAGCACAUCAGUUCGUGGAACGCGGCCACUUCGACGCGGAAAACAUCGCUCAGAAACAGAAGACGCUAACCGAUCGUUAUGCCGCCCUUCAGACCCCCAUGGCCGUGAGGAAGCAGAGAUUGCUGGAUUCACUGCAAGUGCAGCAGCUUUUCCGUGACAUCGAAGACGAAGAGGCUUGGAUCAGGGAGAAGGAACCCAUCGCCGCGAGCACCAACAGAGGUCGCGAUCUUAUCGGCGUCCAAAACUUGAUCAAGAAACACCAAGCCGUUUUGGCGGAAAUUAACAACCACGACGGACGUAUCAGAGCUGUCAUCGACGUGGGACGACAGAUGAUGGAGGACGAGCAUUUCGCUAGCGACGAGAUCAGGAAUCGCGUGGCGGCGCUCAGCGAUCACUGGGAUUCGCUGAAAGAGAAGUCAAGUCAGCGCAAGCAAGACCUGGAGGACUCGCUCCAAGCUCACCAAUACUACGCGGACGCCAACGAGGCGGAAUCGUGGAUGAAAGAGAAAGAACCCAUCGUUAGUAACACGGACUACGGCAAGGACGAGGAUUCCUCCGAGGCCCUGUUGAAGAAACACGAGGCUCUCAUGAGCGACUUGACCGCUUUCGGGAAUACCAUCGAGGCGCUGAAGGAGCAAGCCCGUAACUGCCGUCAACAAGAACCCCCGGUUGUUGACGUGACAGGCAGGGAAACCGUCCAGGCCUUGUACGACUACACGGAAAAAUCGGCCAGGGAGGUGUCCAUGAAGAAGGGCGAUUUGCUCCAUCUCCUCAACUCGAACAAUAAGGAUUGGUGGAAGGUGGAGAUCCACGAUCGCCAAGGAUUCGUCCCAGCGGCUUACGUCAAGAAAGUCGACGCUGGCCUGACAGCUUCCCAACAGAACCUAAUAGACAACAAUUCCAUCUCCGCUCGUCAGAACCAGAUCAAUCAGCAGUAUGAUCGCCUCCUCGCCCUGGCCAACGAACGCAGAAACAAACUCGACGAAACCGUCAAAGCUUACGUGCUCGUUCGCGAAGCCGCCGAAUUAGCGGGAUGGAUAAAAGACAAGGAAAUGCACGCUCAAGUCCAGGACGUCGGUGAAGAUUUAGAACAAGUGGAGGUACUUCAGAAGAAAUUCGACGAUUUCCAGACAGACCUGAAGGCCAACGAAGUGCGUCUGGCGGAAAUGAACGAAAUUGCGAUGCAGCUGGUAUCGCUCGGUCAAACCGAGGCGGCGUUGAAGAUUCAAACGCAAAUGGAAGACUUGAACACCAAAUGGACGAGUUUGCAACAACUUACGUCUGAGCGGGCGAGCCAGUUGGGCUCCGCUCACGAAGUGCAGAGGUUCCACAGAGACGUGGACGAGACCAAGGAUUGGAUCAACGAAAAGGACGAGGCGCUUAACAACGACGAUCUGGGCAAAGAUCUACGAAGCGUCCAGGCACUUCAGAGGAAGCACGAGGGACUCGAAAGGGACCUCGCCGCUCUCGGAGAUAAGAUUAAACAAUUGGACGAAAUCGCAAACCGUCUAGUGACCACCUACCCCGAAACCGCGGAGCAAACUCUGACAAAGCAACAAGAAAUCAACGAGCUCUGGACCCAACUCACCGCCAAGGCUAAUAGCCGUAAAGAAAAACUUUUGGAUUCGUACGAUCUGCAAAGAUUCCUCAACGACCAUCGUGACUUGUUGGCCUGGAUUAAUUCCAUGCUCGGAUUGGUCAGUUCCGAAGAAUUGGCGAGUGACGUCACCGGCGCAGAGGCUUUAAUCGAACGCCACCAGAACUACAAGGCAGAAAUAGAGGCAAUGUAUGGAAUACCUCAGGAACAUCGUACUGAAAUCGAUGCCCGAGCCGGCACGUUCCACGCCUUGGAACAAUUCGGCCAGCAACUUCUGAACUCCAACCACUACGCCAGUCCCGAGAUCCAAGAGAAGUUAGAACAGUUGAACGCCGCGCGUGACGACUUGGAACGCGCCUGGAUCGACCGACGCCUACAACUAGAUCAAAAUCUCGAGCUUAACCUCUUCUACAGGGACUGCGAACAAGCCGAGAACUGGAUGUCCGACCGCGAGGCAUUCCUUGCCUCGGACGUCGUAGAUUCCAACGGGGACAACGUCGAAGCACUGAUAAAGAAACACGAAGAUUUCGACAAGGCCAUCAAUGCCCAUGAAGAGAAGAUAGCUACAUUGCAGACCCUGGCCGAUCAGCUUAUCGGAAGGGAGCAUUACGCUUCCAAGGCGAUAGACGACAAACGUAACCAGGUGUUGGACAGAUGGCGUCACUUGAAGGACGCUCUGAUCGAGAAACGUUCCAAGUUAGGCGAAAGCCAGACGUUGCAACAGUUCUCCCGCGAUGCCGAUGAAAUCGAGAAUUGGAUCGCUGAAAAACUCCAACUCGCUACGGAAGAGAGUUACAAAGACCCAGCGAAUAUCCAGUCUAAGCACCAGAAACAUCAAGCGUUCGAAGCUGAGCUAGCCGCCAACGCGGAUAGAAUUCAAACCGUUUUGGCUAACGGUGCGAAUCUUAUAGACAAACGUCAGUGCGCCGGUUCCGAGGAAGCGGUACAGAGGAGAUUGGAAUCCAUCGCCGACCAAUGGGAGUUCCUUACGCAGAAAACCACCGAAAAAUCCUUGAAAUUGAAGGAAGCCAACAAACAACGCACGUAUAUCGCCGCCGUGAAGGAUCUUGACUUCUGGUUGGGCGAAGUCGAAAGUUUGUUGACCAGCGAGGAUGCCGGCAAAGACCUCGCGUCGGUCCAGAACCUCAUGAAGAAACAUCAACUCGUCGAAGCCGACAUCCAACACCACGAGGAUAGGAUUAAGGAUAUGAACGACCAAGCCGACUCGCUAAUCGAGAGCGGGCAAUUCGACACCGCGUCUAUUCAAGAGAAACGUCAGUCUAUCAACGAACGCUACGAACGUAUCAAGAACCUCGCCGCACACCGCCAGGCUCGUCUCAAUGAGGCGAAUACUUUGCACCAGUUCUUCAGGGAUAUCGCUGACGAGGAGUCCUGGAUAAAGGAAAAGAAACUGUUAGUGGGAUCCGACGAUUACGGCCGAGAUCUUACGGGAGUGCAGAACCUGAAGAAGAAGCACAAACGUCUCGAAGCCGAGUUGGGUUCCCACGAGCCUGCCAUCCAAGCCGUACAGGAAGCCGGAGAGAAACUCAUGGACGUUUCCAACCUGGGCGUCCCGGAGAUCGAGCAACGCCUCAAAGCCCUGAACCAAGCCUGGGCCGAACUGAAACAACUAGCGGCCACUCGCGGUCAGAAACUGGACGAAUCGUUAACCUACCAGCAGUUCCUCGCCAAGGUAGAAGAGGAAGAGGCGUGGAUCAGCGAGAAACAGCAGUUAUUGAGCGUGGAAGAUUACGGCGACACGAUGGCCGCCGUGCAAGGCUUAUUGAAGAAACACGACGCCUUCGAGACGGACUUCCAGGCUCACCGGGACCGUUGCAAGAAUAUCUGCGAUGACGGCAUGAAGUUGGUGUCGGACGGAAAUCAUCACUCCGACAGUAUCAACCAACGUUGCCAACAGCUCCAGACGAAGUUGGAUCAUCUCGCGGCCCUCGCAGGCAGGCGAAAGGCUAAGCUCGUCGACAAUUCCGCCUACUUGCAGUUCAUGUGGAAGGCCGAUGUUGUCGAGAGCUGGAUCGCCGACAAGGAGACUCACGUGAAAAGCGAGGAGUUUGGGAGGGAUUUGUCUUCGGUGCAAACCUUGCUUACCAAACAAGAGACGUUUGACGCCGGUCUCACCGCUUUCGAGCACGAAGGUAUCCAGAACAUCACCGCACUUAAAGAUCAGCUGAUCGCUUCCAACCACGACCAGACCCCUGCCAUUCUCCAGCGACACGCAGACGUUAUCGCAAGGUGGCAGAAACUAUUGAACGACUCCGACGCCAGAAAGCAACGCCUUCUCCGCAUGCAAGACCAAUUCAAGCAGAUCGAGGAGCUCUUCCUCAUGUUCGCCAAGCGAGCCUCCGCUUUCAACUCCUGGUUUGAGAACGCCGAGGAGGACCUGACGGAUCCGGUACGGUGCAACUCCAUCGAGGAGAUCCGCGCCCUUAAAGACGCCCACGCUCAGUUCCAAGCUUCGCUUUCCAGCGCCCAGGCCGAUUUCGACGCUCUGGCCGCUUUGGAUCAGCAGAUCAAGAGCUUCAACGUCGGCCCUAACCCCUACACCUGGUUCAACAUGGAGGCUCUGGAGGAGACCUGGCGUAACCUGCAGAAGAUCAUAGCCGAGAGGGACGUCGAGCUGAACAAGGAGGCGCAGCGGCAGGAAGAGAACGACAAGCUGAGGAAGGAGUUUGCCAAGCACGCCAACGCAUUCCACCAGUGGUUGACGGAAACUCGUACUUCCAUGAUGGAGGGGUCCGGUUCCCUCGAACAACAACUGGAGGCGACCAAACGCAAGGCAGGUGAAGUCCGCGCGCGCAGGUCCGACCUGAAGAAGAUAGAGGACCUGGGGGCUAUCCUCGAGGAACACCUCAUUUUGGACAAUCGUUACACAGAGCAUUCCACCGUCGGUCUGGCCCAGCAGUGGGAUCAGCUCGAUCAGCUGGGAAUGAGAAUGCAGCAUAACCUCGAACAGCAGAUACAGGCCAGAAAUCAAUCGGGUGUUAGCGAGGACGCUCUUAAGGAGUUCUCCAUGAUGUUCAAGCACUUCGACAAGGAGAAGUCCGGAAAACUGAACCACCAGGAGUUCAAGAGUUGCCUGAGGGCCCUCGGCUACGACUUACCGAUGGUGGAGGAGGGGCAGCCAGAUCCCGAGUUUGAUGCGAUAUUAGAUAUCGUUGAUCCGAACAGAGACGGGCACGUUUCCUUGCAGGAGUACAUGGCCUUUAUGAUCAGCAAAGAAACGGAAAACGUGCAAAGCUCCGAGGAAAUCGAGAAGGCGUUCAGGGCUAUCACCGCGGGCGACCGUCCUUACGUCACCAAGGAAGAGCUGUAUGCGAACUUGACGAAGGAGAUGGCGGAUUACUGCGUGGUGAGGAUGAAGCCAUACGUGGAACCGAAAACCGAGCGACCCAUAGCGGGGGCCCUCGAUUACAUAGAAUUCACACGUACACUUUUCCAGAAUUGAUUCGCUUAGGUUAGGGGCUUUUAAGAAUUGAAAACAAUAUUAAACGGUAUGCAAUACUAUGUAAGAGAAAUCCAUAUUUAUCUUAAAUAUAUAUUUAUAUUUAUUGAAUAUUAUUAAGUCUAAAUGUUUUACGACACAGCUGCUAAUUUUAGUUCUAGUUCGGGGCUCGCAUCGUAACGGCAAGAGGUGUUUUAUUUUUUUAUUUGCUAUUGCGAAUAAUUUUAAAAUGAAAAAAUUAUAUUCUGCAAUUUUAAUUGUUCACUGCCCUUCUAUUUCAUUCUUAUGGACCUUGUAACCUGUGUUUAGUAUUAGAUUUUUGUAACUGUUUAAAAUAAAUAGCUUUUGCUUUGACA
Molecule: messenger RNA, 7790 nt
Organism: Anoplophora glabripennis (Asian longhorned beetle)
Lineage: Eukaryota; Metazoa; Arthropoda; Insecta; Coleoptera; Cerambycidae
Product: spectrin alpha chain
Exons: 20
Coding region: 148-7437 (2429 amino acids)
Biological process (GO): actin cytoskeleton organization
Cellular component (GO): plasma membrane; cell projection; cell junction
Molecular function (GO): actin filament binding; calcium ion binding
Source: RefSeq, a predicted model, not a curated record